Molecule: messenger RNA, 1441 nt
Organism: Sebastes umbrosus (honeycomb rockfish)
Lineage: Eukaryota; Metazoa; Chordata; Actinopteri; Perciformes; Sebastidae
Exons: 4
Coding region: 91-999 (302 amino acids)
Molecular function (GO): ubiquitin binding
Source: RefSeq, a predicted model, not a curated record
ACUCCAAAGAAGAAGAAGAAGAAGAAGAAGUUUCCCUUCCUCACUAGCAGCGCCAAAUUUAGAAGAUGUUGUGGAAAGUAACUUAAUAAAAUGGCUGAAAAAUGUUCCAAGUCUAAACUUAAACGAAAUAAGUCGACUGUCAGAGACGUCCAGCCGGUCACAGUGAAGAGGAGCCACACAGCACCGUCCUGCAGUGAGAUCACAGCAGAGACCGGGAGGUCAGCGGUUCCUGCAGCAGUGUGGUGGAACAGCGAGCAGCUGCCUGCCGCGGAGAGCCUGUGGGCGUUGACAUUGAAGUCUGCUCUGCCGUACCUGGAGAAUCAGCACUGGGACCUGGUUCCUGAUCUCCCACAUCCAUCUACAGCGAGACCCACUGCACUAACGUUAGAUGAACAGCGGUGGUGUGACCUCAGUGAAGAGGUUACUCCCUUCCCUGAACCCUGUUCACCUUCUCCGAGGACUUCAUCGUGUCCAGAUCCUCUCGGGCUCGGCUCCUCUCGGCAGGAGCUCUCGGUACAGACCGAACCUGCACCAGACCCGUCUGACAGACAGCUGUCCUCUCACAGCAGGCAAACUCAUGAUGGCAAUACAACAUCCCUUCAAGCCCUCACAAAAAGACCACGGUCGUCCCCCCACAGCUGGGAGGGGCCGGCAUCAUCAGCCGGACCCUCAAGUGCUGGCGGGGACGAGGGGAGGAAAAGAGGGACCGGACUGCUCAACAGACAGUUUCUCACAAACCAGGGGAAAGUGUCUGAAAGACGAGUUUCUCUGCAGAGGGAGGGUGAAAAUGAAGCGGAGGUGGUGGAGGAUAAAGACGAAGAGGAGGUGCAGAGGAGUGUCAGAGGAGAUGGAGGAGCAGCAGCAGCAGCAGCAGGAGGUGCACGUCUGCAGAGCUGCCCCAUGUGCCUGCUGGUGUUCCCUGUUGGGUUCACUCAGAUGGACUGUGACGGCCACCUGGCCCAGUGUCUGUCCGAGGUGAACGUGGACAUGACCUGGUGAACCGACAGGACGCUGGCUGCUGUCCAGGAGAAGACACACACACACACACAUUCCAGGAUCAUAUUCCCAUGGGUCCUGGAAAACCUGGAGAAACGUUAACCAAUAUUCCAGGCAUUGGAAACACACGGAAAUAAGAGAACAAGUCAAAUGUCCUGGAACAUCUUGUGUUGUCCUGUCCUGUUAGCUGAGAAUGAACUACUAGGCUCUCUACCAGAGCUCCCCAACAUGGAUAACAUUGCCAUCUGAAAGGGCUAGUCAUGUUCAGGAUCUUAUUAAAGAGACAGUACGGGUGUUUGGAAGUGGGGUUGUAUGAGGUACUUAGCCGUAGUAGAUGAUGGACGGCACGCCACCAGUUUGGAGAAGCAGACGGGAGUUACUGCACGGAACCAAAGAAAUGUACUGCUGUGGACGGGGGUGUCAGCAAAAUGUAUUUUAGCCACCU